GUCGCCGGGAGCCCGCCCGCCCAGGAGGGAUGCUGCUGCGGGAGCUGCUGGGGCUGCUCCGCUGCUGCUGGCCCUCCCUGCUGCUGCACUGUGCCCUGCACCCGCUCUGGGGCUCCAUCCAGGUCACUCAGGGCGAGCCCCAGAAGUCAUGUUCCAAGCCUGUAGCAGAGAAAGUUACAGAGAGCUGCCAACAAAUUUGCCAGUGUAGACCACCUCCACCGUUACCACCGCCUCCUCCACCUCCGCCGCCCCCGAGGUUGCUAGUGGUCCCAACUCCCAAGUCUACCUUUUGCCCCACUGAGGAGACCUGGUGGCCAGGCCUGGUUAUUAUCAUUGCAGUAUGCUGCGCCACACUAGUGUUCCUCUUUGUAGUUGUCAUCAUUUGCUACAAAGCCAUAAAAAGGAAACCACUGAGAAAAGAGGAGAAUGGAACCAGUAGAGCUGAAUAUGCAAUGACCUCUUCCCAGAACAACAAAACAGUUGAUAACAAUGCAGUUGUAUAAUUCCUGAAAGCUCUUCAAGAUGCAGGAGAUGUUAAACUUUAAAAGCACACACACAAAGUAUGCAAGGUGGGUGAACUAAGGAAACGAAAGGCGCUCUGUGGCCAAGGACUUCAUUUCAGAAAUAGUGCCCGCAUCAGUGAUUCAGAAGAGAAAAGCAGGCUGCUCUUCAGGCCUGCUGCUUGUCCAAGGGAGGAUAAACCUGCCCAUGUGGGCUACUGGAGAAAAGGCCUCACAAAGGUAUAAGCAUUGCAUGCUGCAUCUCUUGAAAGCAUCAUCACGAUGACUCCCACUUCUUCUUCUUCUCCUCCUCUCCUCUCACUUUUUAUUUUAAGCAAAAGCUGCUUAAAUAGGAUCUUUUCAUGGGAAGGUGAUCUGCCAGAAUGGCAGCAGCUUAUUAUAAAUAGGUCUGAGGUUCAAGGGUGGAAGUUGUCACCUACAUGCUUCUCCAGCCUGCGCAGUGUUUUCACUUACAAGCUAGCAGCUUUGUAUACUCAGUUCAUUCAUUCUUAUCAUCAUUCCUAUUAUUUUGUCAUUAAAAAGGGAAAAAGGUUUCUGUUAAGCCAUCAAGCAAGCAAAAAUUGCAUGAACUUGUGACUUAACCCAGGAAAUUCAUCUGCAGUCUUGUGACUAUGCAAUUUCCAUGGCUGAAGACUUUCCAGGCAAAAGAAAUCAAGAUACAUGAUCUUAGCAAUUAGCAUUGCUAAUGAAAGAGAGAGAAUAUUAAGAGGUGCUUUGAACAUUACUAAUUCAUAAUCAGUCUCCUUUU
Messenger RNA from Rhea pennata, 1269 nucleotides. RefSeq names its product proline rich membrane anchor 1 (gene PRIMA1). The coding region runs from base 30 to 503 and encodes 157 amino acids. The transcript is spliced from 4 exons. NCBI's taxonomy places the organism in Eukaryota, Metazoa, Chordata, Aves, Rheiformes, Rheidae. The record is from RefSeq and is a predicted model, not a curated record.